GCCUAUCUAUAUAAUCUCUCACCAAGUCAUAAAACAAUUUUCAAGAGAGUUCCAUUACUUAAUUUUCUUUGAUUUUUACAUAUUUGUUUUGCUCACGGUGAUACAGAUAAUGCAGACCGGUCAGAUGCUCUCGAUCUCUCCGAGCUUCAAUAGCUACUCCAAUAGUAAAAUCGUUGAAAUUGCAGAUCGGGUGGUUGAAGAAUUCAAUGGAGAAGAGUUCAAUUCUGAAGAAUUAUGUGAAGAACUUUAUCAAAAAACUGAAGAAGAAAAUGAAGCUGAUUCGAAAAAUGACGUUGAUGAAGAAUUUGAGUUCGCAUUUGUGACCAGUGAUUCUGAAUUUUCGUCUUCAAUUUCGGCUGAUGAAAUCUUCUACAACGGUCAGAUCCGACCCGUCUUCCCCAUUUUCAAUAGAGGUUUAUGGAUCGGAAAUUCGGAUUCUUCGUCUAAGGCUCCGAUUAGUCUUCCAUUAAGGAAGCUUUUCAUUCAGAGUGAAAAGACGUCUUCUUCGCCAUCGGAGGUGGAUGAUCUCGACGGAGUUCCGGCGGAAACCUACUGCACGUGGAGGCCAAAGUCGGGGGAAGCGGAAGGGCGGUGCAAGAAGAGCAACUCCACUGGCUCCACUAAGAGGUGCAAGUUUAAAAACCUUUUGAACAGGAGCCACAGUGAUGGCGAUCAGGGUACUCUAGACAUUUUAACUCCGAGCAAACAAAAGGAAAAUGAGAAAAUUAAAAAGAGCUUAGAAACGCCGGUUCUCGGUGGGGGAAAAGCGAAAGCAGAAGCGCUAAACGAUAGAAACGGCGGAGAUCGGCCGAAGUCGUACCUGCCAUACAGAAAAGAUCUAGUGGGGUUCUUCUUAUGAUUUUUUUUUUUCUUUUUGUUUUUUUCACUUUCUGUGAUUAAAAUAUUAAAUUGUUGUUCAAUUUGAUCAGGUAUGAGUUUGAUUUUCUUUUUGAUAAAUUAUUUUAGUAU
Molecule: messenger RNA, 969 nt
Organism: Olea europaea var. sylvestris
Lineage: Eukaryota; Viridiplantae; Streptophyta; Magnoliopsida; Lamiales; Oleaceae
Exons: 1
Coding region: 110-859 (249 amino acids)
Source: RefSeq, a predicted model, not a curated record